Messenger RNA from Lampris incognitus (smalleye Pacific opah), 1190 nucleotides. RefSeq names its product steroid-5-alpha-reductase, alpha polypeptide 2a (gene srd5a2a). Gene Ontology annotation, biological process: steroid biosynthetic process. The transcript has 5 exons. The coding region runs from base 123 to 881 and encodes 252 amino acids. Gene Ontology annotation, molecular function: 3-oxo-5-alpha-steroid 4-dehydrogenase activity. NCBI's taxonomy places the organism in Eukaryota, Metazoa, Chordata, Actinopteri, Lampriformes, Lampridae. Gene Ontology annotation, cellular component: membrane. The record is from RefSeq and is a predicted model, not a curated record.
GCGAGCAGAAGAGCUGGUGAGUCCAGGUCAGUUGUUGGAGUUCGGAAGACGGAGAGGUAGACAGACAGACAGACAGACGGAUAUAAGAACAGGGAGACGGGUCUACAGACGGACAGACAGACAUGCUGUGCCAGCAGCCCCUCGUGCACGGCCUCAGCUGCGCGAUCGUCCUCGCGGCUCUGCUGCUGUUACUCCGGCAGAGACGCGCCGGCGCGAGGUACGGCCGGUACGUGGACCCUGGGCUGAGACGCACGUGUCCGGCGAGGGUCGCCUGGUUCGCCCAGGAGCUUCCGGCGCUGCUGGUUCCGCUGCUCCUCCUCUGGAGCUCCGCGUCUCCUCCGAGCUCCGCGGGGACGACGCUGCUCCUCUGCACCUUCUGCCUGCACUACUUCCACAGAACAUUUAUCUACGCUUUACUGACCCGGGGCCGACCCUGCCCUGUCCACAUCGUCGUGUGCUCCGUCAUCUUCUGCUCCAUCAACGGUUUCCUGCAGGGACAUUAUCUGCUCCACUGCGCCCACUUCCAACACACAUGGCUGACCAACUUCCGCAUAGCUGCAGGGUUGCUGUUGUUUUACCUGGGCAUGGCCAUCAACAUCCACAGCGACGUUAUCCUCCGCAAUCUGAGGAGACCCGGGGAGGUCGUCUACAGGAUCCCCAGAGGGGGGAUGUUCGAGUACGUGUCUGGGGCAAACCUCUUCGGCGAGAUCUUGGAAUGGCUUGGCUACGCUGUGGCCACCUGGUCCCUGGCUUCAUUUUCCUUCACCUUCUUCACCAUGUGCUCCAUCGGACCGCGAGCAUACCACCACCACAGGGAUUACCUUCACAAAUUUAAAGACUAUCCUCGCUCCAGGAAAGCCGUGAUUCCGUUUCUUCUGUGAGGACCUGCUCCAUCUGAGACGCCACCCUCGGCCUUCACAGGCAGCUCGUGCCGCUGUCGCAUUUCUUCUUGUUUCGUUCUUCACGGAGUGUGGAUGGGAAAGACGGGUGAGUCAGAUGCAUCGGAUCCUGGUGUGUGUUGAGAGUACAUAGAUAGCGACGCCUCCCAAAACUCACCUCUAUCACUCCUCUGCUCACGGAAGGAGGUGAAGGAAAGCGGAGACCAUUGGAACAGCGACUAUGAAACCCCGUCACCAACCAUCUGAAACCCCAUCACCAGCCAUCUGAAACUCUAUCACCAACCAUCUGAA